Messenger RNA from Liolophura sinensis, 5546 nucleotides. Its product is annotated as leucine-rich repeat protein lrrA-like. Gene Ontology annotation, biological process: toll-like receptor signaling pathway; immune response. Lineage: Eukaryota; Metazoa; Mollusca; Polyplacophora; Chitonida; Chitonidae. Gene Ontology annotation, cellular component: membrane. The record is from RefSeq and is a predicted model, not a curated record. The coding region runs from base 357 to 2750 and encodes 797 amino acids. Gene Ontology annotation, molecular function: transmembrane signaling receptor activity; protein binding. The transcript is spliced from 2 exons.
UGGUUUGGCUCGGGUAAAUUGAUUACUUCGCUGUAUUGAAUAUUCGAAACUGGGAUCGAAUUUCCCUUGUGGUGACCGUUUGAUUUGUGAAGUGACGAGAAUAGAGUCAAUUUCGCUCGUAUAAUACGUGACGAGGUAAACAUAAAGAGAAAUCCGAAGUGUUGUGGUCAUUUGACAGUGCGGGGCUUGUUCUAACACGACCGACCUGCUUUCCCUCAGGUCCGCUAUUGUUCCUGGCCCUCACUUAGCACCCGACCACGGAGGCUCACUAAAACAUGGGGGAAAGUUAACCACUUAUAACCACCGAUUACUGUGAAGGUACGUACACAUUUGUGAUUGCUGACUUUACCCUCACCAUGCCUCCUAAACGAAGGAAGAAGGAUGAGAAACCCCCACCGGCUACGGGGCCGGGCAGCAAAAUAGUCUCACUGGCCGAACCCUUGAGAAAAUUUCAUAUUAAAAGGAUAGGAAAGAACGUCCAUCUUAAAUUCAGCACCUUGAAUGUAAAAUCGUUGCCAAUUGAUAUUUGGGCUAACGAGGAAAUCUUUGAUUUGGCAGUGGAUUUGAACUGCGAGAAUAAUCGCAUGAAAAAAUUACCGAAAGACGUCGGAAACUUAGUCAACCUUGAACAGAUCAACAUUCGGAAUAAUGCUCUGAACACUGUACCCGGUUCGAUUGCCAAGAUUAAAAAGCUGAGAACCCUGGACUUGACUAACAACAACAUCAAGAAGUUGCCCCCUACGAUCCACAAGGCGAGCGGAUUGGCGUAUCUUCGCGCCUCCAACAACAGAAUUAGAGUCCUCCCAAAAACCUUUGGGAAAGCAUCGUCGCUGGAAGACGUCGAUCUGUCGCAUAACAUCAUCAAAUCGCUCCGGAAGAACGUGUAUGAAGUGGGAGCUUCGAUUAAUCUACAGGGAAACAAACUCACAACGCUUCCCGACGCUGCGGUGAAAAAACCGCGCAUCAGAGUGCUUAACCUCAGUAAUAAUUCCAUCCAGACUCUUCCUGACACGAUAGAUAAACUGACAUGCUUGACCUGGCUAAAUCUGGCAAACAACCUCCUCGUGGAACUGCCACCCAAGAUCGGCGGCAUCAAAUACCUGAACCAUUUGGAUCUGUCCAAUAACCAACUAAAAUCUCUGCCAGAGGAAAUCUGCAAUCUGUCCCAUUCUAUCGUUUACUUAGACGUCUCCAAUAAUGAAAUCCCAGGUCUUCCCGACGACAUUGGAAGGCUGAGAAGAAUGGAAACAUUCAAAAUGGCUAACAAUCAGGUUGAGUAUCUUCCGACAAGUGUGAAGGAACUGGCGAGACUGGAACACUUUGACGUCAACAACAACAAACUGGAAUCUUUGAAAGGUUGCGUUUUUAUGAAAAACCUGGAGCAUUUGCACGCGUCUCAUAAUCAGAUAGAAGUAAUUCCGGAUGACAUCGUCGAAAUGAGACAGCUAAAGACCAUUGACGUCUCCUAUAACAAGAUUCGUGAACUUCCGGAAAACAUCGGCAAUAUCCGUAGCCUUAAGUACUUGGACUUUUCACACAAUAAAGUGGCACUUAUACCUGAUUCUUUAGGCGAAGAGCAAGUUCUAACAUAUCUGGAUAUGUCGAACAAUCGACUUACGGCUCUGCCGAGCGACCUGAGAAAGUUGCGCAACCUCGAAGUGUUCCACGUGUCGAACAACGAGAUAAAUCACAUGCCCAAGUCUGUCAGUCACAUGUUCCAGCUGAAGUCUUUCAACGUUGCCGCGAAUUUUUUCAACGACCUUACGCUGCCCACCUCGGUGAUGCAUCUGGACAUGUCCGACAACCCACUGACUGCAGCCGCCGACGAACCCAAGUGUGUCCUUAACAUUAUGGGAGACAAAGAGCAUUUGUGCAACUUGACUAGUCUGGAGUUGAGUAACCUUCACUUGGAGGAAAUCCCCCCGGCCGUUUUCAACCUGCGCAUGCUCAGGAGACUGUGUGUAUCGAACAACAAGCUGGCGUCAUUGACGGACAGUGUUUGUAAAAUUCGCACUCUGCGCGAGCUCGACAUCAGCCACAACGUCAUUAGCGACCUUCCCCAAAACAUCGACGUGCUGACGUAUUUGGUCAAACUGGACGCUUCCAACAACCGCAUCACUCAGUUCGUGGAAGGACUGACAAAGCUACUGUCUCUACAACAGCUAGAUAUGUCUCACAACAACAUGUCGCUUCUGCCGGAUGACUUCGGCGAUUUGCGGAAGCUGCUCGUACUGAACCUAUCCAAUAACCAACUGCUAACUUUCCCAAAGGACAAGAUCGACGUCAUGGCGUCCCUGUUGAAUUUGAAUGUCUCUCACAACUAUAUAGACGAGUUUCCCAUUGAAUUCCCUUACCUGUACCGUCUACAGAUCAUCAAUGCGUCGAGCAACGAUUUAACAUCCCUCCCGACCCCCAUGGAAAAACUGGCAGGCUUGGAAAUCUUGGACGUUUCGGACAACAUUCUAGAAAGCCUUCCUGAGAACAUAUGUAAACUGCCUAGCAUAAAAGAGCUCAAUGUUUCGGAUAACAAACUAACAAAUGGAUACCCCAAAAACUGGGAGAAACUUCGACAAAAGGCUCAGGUGUUUUUCGACAAUCAAUCCUCUUACAAGAAACGAGAAGCGAAAGACAGACCGAAACCAAAAGUAGAGGAGACACCAGCGGCGAAGAAACCGAAAUCGAAACGAAAUGGAAAAAUUAGUCCGAUGGGCGGCAAAAAGAGGGGAGUGAAAUCAGCACCGCCUAAAUAGAUCAUUUCAUAAUCAUUUAAAUUUAACAAGAAUAGCUCAGAAAAUUUAUUGUACACUUCUUUGGAAUUUGUUUUGGCCAGUCCGGUGCGCCCCAAAAUGACUGUAUUUGGUUUAUGCUCUUUGUUUUUUGUUUUAUGUUUUUUGCAAACUUAGGAUCUCAGGCAUCUCAGAGUUACAGUUAGCUUACCAACAGAAUAUUUAAUCUACAGAUCUAUCCAAUUUACACUCAUAUACACGCUAAUAUAAGUUUCUAAGAAUGUAAAAAUAACGACUUUCAAAUCCCCAUGUUACCAUGGUUAACAAAAAUCUGAAAAAAUAUUGAGGACAUGAUGCAUGAAUAAAUUAGACGUUAAUCAGAAAAAAACCCCUGAAAACAAUUAAAAAACCUGCUUCAAUAAUUUUCCGGUAAAACGGAAGACUUACAGCUCCGCCGGAUGGCAUUGAUAUUUUAUUUACUUUUGUUUUAAUCCUGUGUGUAAAAGAGGGCGUAAAAGUGAAAAUUAUACUGUGCAAAACAAACCACUGUGCUCUUAUAAGUGUUAUACUCUGUGACAGUUAUGGCGGGUAAUGGCGGCAAUGCAACAGCAGAAACUGAAUAAAAGUAAUGUAUUAGUAACAGUAAUGGACACAGCAUAGCCAAUUGCCGGCGAAAGUCACAAAAUCCAGAGCCCGGUUUCACAAAAGUUCCUACGAUCAGUAAAUUGCUUAGGUGGCUAGUUUUUUGGCUUGGCUAUGUCAAACAUGGAAUGUUUCUAAAAAAACAAAAAAACCAAAGUCAAACAUUUCCCAUCAAUUUAGCAUUAUGUUGCUUAAGCAAACCCGCAAAAAAUUCUUAGGAAGUUUCGUGAAACCAAACCCGGAUCUGCAGGGCCCGGUUUCUCAAAGAGGUCGUAACAUUACCCCGGCCUAAUCACCUUGCCGUUGCAUAAUGACGGCAUACGCCACAUUGGUACUUGCGACCGACAUAACCUUACGACUGAUUCGAGAAACAGCCCCAAGCUCUCUUGCGAUGCAUAUGCACCAAUAGAAUCUGGCACAGCGAUUACAGGGAUCUGUGAACUGCGUUGCACUCGGUCCGUCAAUGAUGUCGUGACUGAUAAGAAAAAAUCCAUCAUCUGGGUAUCGGCCAUAAAAAAGCCUUGAGCUGUUCACGGCUACUAUAUAUUAUAUAAUAUAAUAUAUAUUAUCCAUCUAUAAUUACAAUGCAGCAGUGACACAAUAUAACCGACUGUCCCCAUCUGCUACUGCCAGCCAUCAUAGGAGGCAACAUUCGGGUGGCGUUUCCUUUCUCUCUCUCGAUCUACGCAAAGAACUGAAGGCAUUCCAUAUGUGGAUAUCGGUACGAAGCCCUCUCGCAGCGCAGCGCCACUCUAGAGCAAACCGGAAGUAUACAAACGAUCGUUUCCAUUACAAGCAUCAAGCAUAUGCUGUUUGCAAGUACAAAUCCGCUUUAUUCCACUUAAUUUGCAUAUUGGUGUAGAGUAAUUAUGCUAGACCUCCUUAACAUUACGCUUUCGGUAUUUUUUCUCGUUAUGCCCUCUCUUGAAAAUACAGCCAACUAUCCAAAAGCAGUUGCAAAGAUUGUUUCCGGUAACAAUGAACGUCGAGAUUCCUCAAGUAUUUUUUACAAAGUUUGUUCACAAUGGUAUAAACCAUAAUUUUUGUCUAGUUAGCUUGUAUAUAUGCUAUUUUGUAAAGGAGGUGUUAUAACUCGUUUUGUACAGGAGCUAUAGUGUUAGUCGUUAAUGUAUAUGGAUGAGUUUUUGUACAGGAGCUAUAGUGUUUGUUAUUAAUGUAUAUGGAUGAAUUUUUGUACAGGAGCUAUAGUGUUUGUUAUUAAUGUAUAUGGAUGAGUUUUUGUACAGGAGCUAUAGUGUUUGUCAUUAAUGUAUAUGGAUGAGUUUUUGUACAGGAGCUAUAGUGUUUGUCAUUAAUGUAUAUGGAUAAGUUUUUGUACAGGAGCUAUAGUGUUUGUUAUUAAUGUAUAUGGAUGAGUUUUUGUACAGGAGCUAUAGUGUUUGUCAUUAAUGUAUAUGGAUGAGUUUUUGUACAGGAGCUAUAGUGUUUGUUAUUAAUGUAUAUGGAUGAGUUUUUGUACAGGAGCUAUAGUGUUUGUCAUUAAUGUAUAUGGAUGAGUUUUUGUAUAGGAGCUAUAGUGUUUGUCAUUAAUGUAUAUGGAUGAGUUUUUGUAUGGGAGCUAUAUUGUUUGUUAUUAACAGGCAUACUAUUUUGACACAUCUCUCCAUUGUUACAUUUUGAAUUGUAUUUAUAUUUGACGAUGUCAUUUUGGCGAAGCUACUACUGUAUCAAUUUCGCUUUGAAAUGUUCUUUCUGUAGUUAGAUGUAGCUAGUCAAUAUCUCUUUACCUCUAAUUGUAGUUUUAAAAUAACAUUAGAUUCGACAUGGGGAAACUUUAAUAGUGCAGUUUGUGUAUAUGUGUAGAUAUAUUCAAUGAAUUGUGUUAAUUUGAUAAUAUAGUUCACGUAAAUAUGUUCUUAUGUGAUAUGAAUUUUGAUCAUUGUCACGACCCUUACAGUUAUGCAUCCUAGAAUUGUGAUAUUUCAGAAGUUUUAGGUUUAACAUUACAAUUCCUGUAUUGUAAGAUGUUAACAAACGGAGCUGUGAUAUUUGUAAGGUUAAAAUUAAAGUAAUUAAAAAGGUCUUUGUUAUAUGAUUCGCAGCGAUGCGAAUAGUGUUAAAGAUAAGUAUUAUAUUGUGUUUUCUCAUUUUAACAGACGAAAGCGCUAGCCACUCAUACUUGACCUAAAGCGUGGUCUGAAGACUGUAUACAUGUAA